AUGCCACGGAAAAACGCCGUCAAGGCAAAGCCUCUUGACGAAGCCCUCGACAUUCCAGUGGGCUAUGAGGAGCAGUUCGCGGGCUUGCGGUCUGCUGCCCGGGUGGAGCUCGCGAAGAUGUCGAGGGACCUCGGGCUGCCUGUUGAGGGCACGCAGCAGCAGAUGGCGCUGCAGCUUGUUCAAGCUCUUGCAGCUGCCAAGGCAGUGCCGCUCGCAUCCGAUGACAGGUGGCGGACGGUCGCUGUGGAGUCGGACCUGCCCAAAGAAGAGGCGGCUUCGUCAACCUCUCCUGUACACUGCGAUGCACCGUCCUCGGUUCCAGAGCGUACGCCCUCAAAGCGAAUCCGAUCGAAGCGCGCAGCCGAGGGCCACGGCGGCCACGGCUCGCCCAAUAUCGCGGGCUCCCAGAGAAGCGGAAGCCCAGCAAUGCAGGGCUUGCCGAAGCUCCAGCGGACAGGGGCAUCAGAGAACUUGGGUGCCGGACCAGUCGAACCAGACGAAGGAUGCGUGGGCGCUGCAGACGAGCGCGCUGCUCCUGCACAGCAGGCCUGCGAACCUGGCAGCCCAGAAGCAAGAAGGAAAGGGCGUAAAGCCAAACACCCGAAUGCGGCUGAAGGCGCACCUUCGCCACGCAAAGGGAGAAGGAGCGAUACGCCGCUUGGGAGUGUGGAGGUUCCAGCCGAACGCACUCUAUCUCCUCCACCCAGACAGGCAGCUGCGGAAGUUCCACCAGCGGAUCAUGGCCAGGUGGAGGCCACGGCCUUGGAGAAUCUGGACGGCAGUCUGGAGGCUGACCUCCUCGCAGAGGAGCCGGUGUUGCAGGGACCCGGUGUGCUGGCCGUCUCUGUGCCAACAGAGGCAGUGCCCAGGAUCCAGGAGUGCCUGGGUCACCUCCGAUGCAUUGCCGAGGUUGAGGCGGAGAUCUUCCCGGCAAAUGUCGGGCAGACGGAGUGGGAGGGCGAGGUUCCCAGAUACUUGGAGAUCGCCUGCCCGAAUGGCCAGCGCGUGUGUGCUGGGAAGUACAGGCGCCUCGCCAGAAAGACGGUGAACAGCCAGCCCAUUUGGAAGAAGGUCGAUGCCAAUCGAUGGGUCUACAGCGGCACAGAUAGCACGUGGCUGGUGGGUGGAGUGAAGCAGCGAGACAUGGAUUUCGUGUGCCGCUCCGGCCUGCUGCACCAGGCCAAAGUCCACGGGGGACACCUGCCACACAGGCUCGAACCAGGUGGCUGGCGACGUGUGGACGGGAGCGGCUGGGUCCAGGACCCAGACAUCUCAAUUACCGCCUCCCCGGUGAUGCAGCCAGGUGCUCCGGUCGUGGUGGUUGCGGGGCUACGAGAGGGUCGCUUUGGGCGAGUUGUCAGCAGGAGGGAGGAGUCGGAAACAGGCGCUGUCUUCUGGACAACUCGCUUCUCAGACGGCGAGGAGGAGCUCGGCGAUGAGCAGCUGGAAGUUCGAGAGCUCCAGGCUGGAGAGGUCUGGCUGUCCGUGGCGGGGGCUCCUGCGCCCGCGAGGGCCGCCUUGGUGGCGGAGGCCCUCGCCGGAACUUUGCUCAGCCGGCCAAUAGCUUCCGAGUCACCCGAGGUGGAACAAGCGGCUACAGACAUCCUGCUAUCAGAAGAGCUUCUGGAGAAAGGACAAGCUGAGCUUCGCAGGCUCAUGGAGAAGCACCAGGUGAUCUUCGGCUUCCUGAAGUCAGGAUCCGAAACCAGGAAUUCUGGCGCUCCUGCAGCUCAGCGAGGGCUUGGAGCCUCUUGCCUGCGAACCCCCGUCUACGGCGGCGAAGCGGCCUUGGCCCGAUAUCUCCGGGUCCUCCCGCGCUGCCUCGAGGUCCUCUCCUCGCACGUGGGACUCGUGAGCCUCCUUGUCGGGCCUCUCCCUGCUCGUCGGGUCGGCCAACGAUUCCUCAAGAUGGUACAGAUGUGGGCACCGGAGGUGCCCCACGAGCUUGAAGCUUUCGCGGCCAGCAUUAGGGUCCCACAUGCUGCGGCGGAGGCUGUCGAGAAAGAGCUGGAAAGCUUAGAAGCCGAGUUUGGGGUGUCGGCGGUUUGGUGCAAGCAAACCGAUUCCCAGACCGACAGCCAGAAACUGAAAGCCGAGCUGGAGAUGGACGAGGAGGUCAGGCCCGGAGUAGAAGUCCGUGCCGUCUUUGAGGACGGCGACUGGUACGACGCGACGGUCACAGAUGUCGACGCAUUGGGCGGGAAGGUGGAGGUUCGCUGGAGUUGUGAUUCCAGUACGUCAAGGAUUCCCCGGCAGGAUGUGAAGCCCAAGCCCUCUGCGGAGUCAAAGAGAAGGCAAAAGCAUGAGCAUUGGCUCGCCUCGGCUUGGCGAAUGGCGGUAUUCGGACCCUUGCGAGAGCGGAAGAUUGUGGUUGUCAAGAUCGCGACCAUUGUCGAGGAGCAGUGUCCUGGCCUGUGGACCACUGAGCUCCUUCGAACUACGGAGGAGCUCAGAGGAAGCGUUGGCGAGGACACUUCCAUUGAUAUCAAUGUGAUUCCGCUGUCCACUCAAGGUGCAGGGGCGCUCCUGCAUCAUCUCAAGAAGCAGCUGAAGGAAGCCGUGCGCCGAGCGAGCACGGCCGCAGGAUGCCACAUAGAGCUUCUUCGUCGAUGGGCCCUUUUGAUGGUUGGCGCAUCGGAGGAGCGCAGCCGAGGCAAAGAUUACUUGGAAUGGUUGGCAUCCGAGGAGCGUGAGCGCAGUCAGGUAGCUCCAGCAACAACGACUUCGGCGAUCGGGCAGGAUGCCGUGCGCUGGACCGACAGCGACGGGGACCAGUUGCUUCUGCGAUUGGGCGAGCGGCGAUGCCUGGACUUCUUCAUGAAUGGAGUCUGCAAGGUCCGAGACAUCACCACCCUUGCCACUGAGGGCGACACCCUACGCCUGCGUGGCACGGGUGCUGAUGGUGCGACCACACGUUGCGUGGAGCGGCCUGUCGAUGAGGAGGCGGCGAGCCACGCAGUGACACUGUUCGACCGCAGCGUGCGGGCCCGCUCAAGCUCGGGCUCCCGAAGCGACGUCGACGUUGUCGAGACUACGUGCUCACAAGCAGUCUGGUUAGAACCAGUGGAGCUGCGAACUUUGGAGAAGAAGACCAAGACGAUUGUGGUCAUGCCAGAGGGCUGUGGCAGCAAGAGCGACUGGCGGCCAGACGCAACGUGCAAGAUCCUGGUCUGCGGCAGAGACCCUGCCGGCCGCGCCGACGCCGUGGCCAAGCUCCGGGACCUGGUAGAAGCCGCCAAAGCUCACCAAAGCAGUGAAGCGGAGGCUGCCAAGCCUCCUGCGAAAGACACCAAAUUUUCCGAGGAUCCUUCAGAGAAGCAAGCUCCAUCGGAGCCGGCUCCGGAUCUGCAGCAGGUGCCGGCAGAGACUCCACACCAGAUGCCCGAGAAUCCGGAAGGUCUGGCAACCCGGAGCAACCCGCUCCAAGAGCUGCGGGCACUGCCUUGGCCCAAGGACAACCAAACUUGGCAAGCCUUGCAGGAACGGGUGUUUUGGGGCCAUCCACCGCUGCCACGAGGUUGGAUCCGGAUAUGGUCGCGCAAGCAGGACAAGGAGUACUACCUCCGUGUGACUGACGGCAAGACCACCUUUAACAUUGCUGACACGGGCUUCCGAAUCUCAGCGUCUUGA
Messenger RNA from Symbiodinium sp. CCMP2592, 3630 nucleotides. The record is from the annotation of a GenBank genome assembly. NCBI's taxonomy places the organism in Eukaryota, Dinophyceae, Suessiales, Symbiodiniaceae.